GAUAAUUUAUCAUAGUUGACAUCUCCGCCAUUAAUUAGCAAUACAUUACUUCACUAGCAUUUAAAUGUGUGUAGAGAUGGAGAGUUAACACAAAACAAAAAUAUGUGGACUUUCACCGUUUUUAUUAUUCUUGUCGCAAUUUUGAAAGGAUUAUAUGGACAACUGUCUUUUGGUUGUCCUUCAGGCUGGGAACUGAAUGAUAAUAGAUGUUACAAGUUUGCGAAAGAUAAUAAACUGAUUUACGAAGAAGCGGAUGCUGCAUGCUGGGUAGAAGGGGCUACACUUUUACAUAUAGAAGGUUUUAACGAGCAUAAGUAUGUUUCUGAUUGGUUAAUGAAACACGAUCUUAACGACGGUUCCGUAUGGUUUACAAGCGGAUCUUACUAUGAUAACCAGUAUGUGACGUGGGAUGGGGACUCGCAACUUGAUAGUACAGGUUUGAGUUUCUGGGCAGACGGAAAACCUCCGCAGAUGGAUAUUUCGAUGAAAUUCAACACAAUUGCGUAUGUAAGGGCCGGUCCUAAAAUGAAUGGGUAUGGUUGGGAAGUUGUUUCACCUAGCAUUAAUUCAGCUUAUAUAUGUGAAAUGUCCAAAACAGAAGCACAACGAAUGAAAAUAGAAGACAGAGAUUUCUCAUAUGGUCAAGGCAAUAUAGACGACAAGUAUAUAAAGAAAGGCCCAGUGAUGACAGAACAACCUGCAAAUGUAGCUAUAUUCGGGGCGCCCCCAAGUGCAUUCAUUGAAUGUAAAGCAAAGGGAAAUCCAAAUCCGAUAUACUCAUGGACUAGAGAUCAAGGCGAGGCGGUGACAUCAAAGUUAAAUAACAGAUACACGUUGAGCGCGGGAAGGUUCACAAUACAGGAUCCAGAAGAACAAGAAGAUGCCGGCGAGUACCAGUGUAUAGUAGAAAAUAAACUUGGAAAAAUCCUUAGUAACCCCGCAAAAAUUGUAUUUGGAUAUUUACAAGGGUUUUCACCAGUAAAACCAGAAAAUGUUCAGGCGAACAAGUUUGAAGGAUCAAGAAUUAGUUGUUUAGCCCCCGCUGCUUACCCAGCGGCAACUUUUCAGCUGUUUUAUCGGAGUAUAGCAGAACCAAUCUUCAAGGAGAAUGAAAACAUGUUUGUUUCAAGUAGCGGCUAUUUAUAUUUCUCCGAAGUACAGCCUACUGACAGUAGGAAAUAUUUCUGUUCCGUUACCCUAAUUGCCACAUCGGAGUAUGUAACUGCUAUUAACCAACCUCCAAAUGUGCUUAAUGCUGGUGUUUUUGGUAUUAUAGAUUUACAAGGGUUUUCACCAGUAAAACCAGAAAAUGUUCAGGCGAACAAGUUUGAAGGAUCAAGAAUUAGUUGUUUAGCCCCCGCUGCUUACCCAGCGGCAACUUUCAGCUGGUUUUAUCGGAGUAUAGCAGAACCAAUCUUCAAGGAGAAUGAAAACAUGUUUGUUUCAAGUAGCGGCUAUUUAUAUUUCUCCGAAGUACAGCCUACUGACAGUAGGAAAUAUUUCUGUUCCGUUACCCUAAUUGCCACAUCGGAGUAUGUAACUGCUAUUAACCAACCUCCCAGCAGAAUAAGUCUUGGGGUUGAUCUCAUUGUAACUGGAACAGAACACGGGUAUUUCAAGCCUUUUAUCUACACUCACACUUUCCCGUCACCAGCACUACGAGGGUCAGAUAUACGACUGGAGUGUGUUGCCUACGGAUCUUUGCCAUUGAUAUACAGCUGGCGCCGUGAGGAUGGGAGAGAGUUUGAACCUGGAACUACGAUGGAUGACUUAAAUAGAGUUCUUACCAUAAAAUCUUCUGAACUUGAAGCUGAGGGAAAUUAUAUUUGUACAGUAAAUGGUCGAGCCGGUGUCGAGUCAAAAAUGAUUAGUUUAACUAUAGAAACAAAACCAUAUUUCCCGUUUGAUAUUGGAAAUCGUUUAGCAGAUCCAGGACAGACCCUUAAAUGGCGAUGUAAGGCUGUAGCUCGUCCUAAAGCAGUAUAUACCUGGUACAAAAAUGGGGAACUCAUAGAAAAUAUACCAGGAGUUAUUGAAGUUCACAAAAAUAUCCUCAUUAUCAAUGAUGUUGACAUUGAACGUGAUGAGGGAAUGUAUCAAUGCGGAGCUACAAACGUACACGGAACUACAUUCAGCUAUGGACAGCUGAAAGUUUUAUCAUUUAAACCAACAUUUAAACGGCAUCCUCUCCCAUCAGAAAUUCAGAUUCCCCAUGGUGGUAACUAUACUAUACCGUGUAUGGUAGAGGCGGCACCUAUACCAGACGUCGUUUGGAUGAAAAAUGGUGGAAUUUUACCUUUGACCCCCGGUGAAGUCAGCGGCCAUUUUGGCAUGACCUUAGACUUUAGUUUAGUGUUUAAUAUAAUAGAGUUUUCGGAUCAAGGUGUGUACACAUGUAAGGCAUCAAAUAUCAACGGAGAAGCGACAAACUCAACUACAGUGAAAGUUGUCCGUGGUAUCUCCAUCAGUAAAGCACCUAUGGAUGUGAAGGUCAUGGUUAAUAAGACAGCGUUCAUGUUUUGUCAAGCAUCGUAUGACAGUUUACACUUUGACCUAACGUACCAGUGGAAAAAAAACGGUCACGUUAUUAAUUUUACAAUGGAUAAUCAUUUCAUACAGAGUAAGAAGGACGGUUUAGACGGAUUAUAUAUCAGUAAAGCUCAGUUUAAACAUUCUGGCACAUACACGUGUGAGGCUCGUACAACCCUGCAUGUUGACAGUAAGAGUGCCAUACUUUAUGUAGAAGGUCCACCUGGAGCUCCAGCCGGUGUAUAUGUAGAAUCGACUUCUGUUUCUGCCAAUUCUGUCCGCCUGAUUUGGUCUGUAUCAUCGUUUAUGAAUCAUGGCAAUCCAAUAAAUAGGUUUCAUGUGGAGGCUGAAAUGUCUAUUUACCCUGACCAGUGGGAGACCAUAGCAACUGAUAUACCUGAGUACGUAGCCAUGAGUGAAGCUGUUGAUUUCGGAUUACGUGAGGACCAGAGAAGCGCCGUUAUUAAAAACCUACUACCAGAUAUAUCGUAUCGCUUUAGAGUACGUGCUAUCAAUGAUUACGGUAUAGGACAUGAAGCUAGCGACGGUUCUGUGUCUAUUAAAACACCAUCAACAUCGCCGGUUACAAUACCUAGAAAUAUCCGGGGUCUAGACGAGGGAAAAGUUGGUACUUUAAAUAUCAUGUGGGAUCCAUUAGAUAUAUCAGAAUACAGUGGGCCGGGGGUCGGCUAUAACGUUUAUUUCAAAAAGAAAGAUGAUCCGAAAGAAUUUUUUCAUGCGAAAGUUGAAGGACCAAAUUCGACAAUGUAUACACACCUUGUUGGUUUAGAUAACUAUUACCUGGAAUACUCUGUCAAAGUUGGAGCUUUCAAUAAACAUGGUAGUGGUCCAAAUUCUACUCUACAUACGAUCAUGUCUGCAGAGGGCAUGCCUGUAGCGACCGUUUUAAUGGGAGAUUGUGAUAACUACAAUGGUUCAGCUUUUUCCAUGUCAUGGACCCCGAUAGAAGAUACACGAGAAGUUAUCAAGGGCCGCCUAAAGGGAUACAGGGUAAGAUAUUGGCACGAUGACUACCCGGAAUAUGUCACAUGGCGAGAUCUGUACGGUCAACAUGACUCUACUAUAAUUAUUGGUUUGGAGGAUAACACAAAUUAUUGGGCAUCAGUACAAGUUAUGAACUACGCUGGUGUUGGUCCAAUUGGAGAGAUUCGACUAGCUGAAACAUUUCAUUUACCUCCCCAACAGUACCCCCGCCAUAUUGAGGUGUGGCCACACACCCGACACUCUGUCAGAGUCAAAUGGCAAGGUAUAAGUACAACAAGGUGGGACGAAGAAACUCUUCAAGGAUAUAUUAUACGUAUAUGGAAAGUUCAGGAAGAUAUCAGGACAGCUCGAGAUAUUGUGUUAGAUAAAGAUCCAGAGGCUAUAGUAGACAACCUACAAGUUAAAACAGUAUAUGUUAUGAGGGUUCUAGGAUAUAGUAUUGGGGGAGAUGGUGCCCUUAGUCCACAUACUUACUUUACAGUCGAAGGUGGGAAUGUUCCGUUUGAUCCGACGACAACGCGGUUUUGUUUCAACCAUGAAAUGUGUGGUGCUGUUUCUAUGAACUUGUCUAUAGUCCUUUUACUAUCACUUCAACUUUUAUACCUUAUUUUAUGAUGAAAUAUUAUUAAAAAAAACAUGUGUUUUUAAGACUAAACAGUAGCAUAAGAAUGCAGAAUCAAACACCGGAUACAAAAAUGAAAGAAAAUAACAAUCAAGGAAUCUACAGAACUUGGAAUACUGUGUGUACUAUAAAACAUGUUUAUAGAAAUAUUUUAGUGUCAUAUGUAUAUAAUUAUGUUCAUUAUGCUAGUAUGAGAGAGACAAUUUCUGAUUAUAAUUAUUGUUUUGUGUAAUGUGAUAUAAAAGUAUCAGUAAAACUGUCUCUGUAGUUGUAUGAAGCUGUAGAUAAUUUCAGAAAUAACAGUUUAAAAUGUGUGAGAUUUCGAUCGUUAGAUAUUUGAUAAAAUCAAUGUGUUAGACACGACCUGUAUCAACAUGUUGAUGUGCCGUGUAGCAAAUGUUUUACAUAGGUGAAUUUGUUACACUCCGUAUAGUUGCUCCUUGAACACGACUUAUGUGUUAAUGUCUUAUACACGACGGUUAAUGUGUUGUUCACCACAGUUUAUGUGUUUUAUACGACAGUUAAUGUGUUAAACACGACAGUUAAUGUGUAAUACACGACAGUUAAUGUCUUAUACACGACAGUUAAUGUCCUAAACACGACAGCUAAUGUGUUAUACACGACAAAAUAAAAAAAUCUCAAAAGA
Ruditapes philippinarum (Manila clam) is the source of this 4802-nucleotide messenger RNA. Its product is annotated as contactin-2-like. Bases 103 to 4149 code for a protein of 1348 amino acids. Gene Ontology annotation, biological process: cell-cell adhesion. The record is from RefSeq and is a predicted model, not a curated record. Gene Ontology annotation, molecular function: protein binding. NCBI's taxonomy places the organism in Eukaryota, Metazoa, Mollusca, Bivalvia, Venerida, Veneridae. The transcript is spliced from 28 exons.